UCAACAUUAAACUUCUUAGAGAUACAUGGUUAAGGAAGAUUAUUUCAAGCCAAAUGGCACAAUAUUUUUCUUUAUGGGAGGCAAAGGAUCAAUUCUAUCGCCCACUACAAAUGUUUCCAACAUAAUGUUGACAAAUAGUUUCAUUCAUGACUUGGCAAAAAAAUAUGGCGGUUAUUUGGUGCACAGUGAACAUCGUUACUAUGGAGAAAGUAAAGCGACAAGAGAUCUCCACUUGAAGUCCUUAAAAUACCUAUCAGUUCCUCAGGCAAUGGCUGAUGUAGCACAAUUAAUUCGAUUCCUAAAAGCCAACUCCACUUUCUUUGGUCAGUCGAAGGUAUUUCUUGUGGGAGGAUCGUAUUCAGGUUUAAUGGUUCCCUGGUUUGCCAAAGUUUAUCCAAACUUGAUUGACUUAGGCUGGGCUUCCAGUGCCCCGUUUCAGUUUAAGAUUGAACUAAAAUCGUUCUACACAAAAGUUUUUAAAAUUGUUCAAAAUAUUGGAGGUAAAAAGUGCAGUGAUAUGAUCAUAUAUGGUUUCGAAACUCUUCGAGCUGCCAUUAAAAAACAUAAUACUUUAAGGCUUGUGAAAAUGAAUAUUUGCGGAUUUGACCACUACAAUAAAAUUCAGGUUUUUAAUUUAUUUGAAAGAUUAACAAAAGUAAUUGGUUCCCUGGUGCAGAACGAAAAUAAAACCAAUAUUCAAAGUGCCUGCAAAGAGAUUUCAGAAACCUCUUUUACAUCUUACCUCAGAAGAAAACUUAAUGGAAAUUCUGCAAAAUGCUACGACUCAAUUUCCAGUUUAAGGCAUUUACGGGACGUUCGAUUAAUCACAGAUUCAUCACGCCUCUGGUUUUAUCAAAGUUGCAGUCAGCUUGGAAACUUUCAAACUUCUGAAUACAUUCCACUUGAUUUCUGGCUAGACAUGUGUACGGAUGUUUUUGGACACAAGUUUUCCUACUGUUUUAUAACCACAAAGGUGAAAGUCACUGAUCAUUUUUUUAGGCACUUGGACAGUAGUGAAAAGGUUCGGCGCAUAUUCCUAACCCAGCCUGAAUUUGAUGCAUGGUCGGCUAUCAAAGUGAGAAAACACAAGCGGACCUAUAUCUUAAGGGGGGCAUUGCACUGCGAGGAUCUACAGCCAUCAGCGGUGAGUGUCAACCCAUCCAUAAAAACCCUGAUGAUGGACAUCGAUUUCGAAGUGCAAAAAUUACAGGAUCACAAUAAAUUAUAAUAUG
Molecule: messenger RNA, 1232 nt
Organism: Drosophila erecta
Lineage: Eukaryota; Metazoa; Arthropoda; Insecta; Diptera; Drosophilidae
Product: putative serine protease K12H4.7
Exons: 5
Coding region: 26-1228 (400 amino acids)
Biological process (GO): proteolysis
Molecular function (GO): dipeptidyl-peptidase activity; serine-type exopeptidase activity
Source: RefSeq, a predicted model, not a curated record